CCUUUGAUUGCGGCCGCAGCGCACGCAGUAGUAUUUAUACACAUGCAUCCUCGUUCCACUCCACCCACCACAUACUUCCACACAUUAGGAGCUCCCUAUUAGCUAGAGUACCAUGGCGACCUUCUCAAGCUCGGAGCUUCUGCAAGCACACACGGAGCUUUGGAACAUCGGCAUCAGCUACCUCAAGCCCAUAGCGCUACGAUGUGCCAUCAACCUCGGGAUCCCUAACGCCAUCCAUAAUUGUGGCGGCAGCGCCUCUCUGGCCGACCUUCUCGCCGUCGUCCCGGUACCCGAGCACAGAAAACCGUACCUGCGUCGCCUCAUGAGGUUUCUCGCGGCCACUGGUAUUGUUACUCUUGACGUUCCCUCCGCAGAUGGGUGCACCACUGAGGAAGCGUCAGCGACAGGCGUGUACCACCUCACACCGAUGUCUCGCCUCCUCGUGGACGAUGUCGACGUUCACGGGUGCAUCAACGACCUCUCUUCGUUUGUGCUUCUAUGUACCACGAAGUACCAUAUUAUGGCGUCCAUGCACUUGUCCGCCGAGUGGUUCAAGGGAGAGGACAGGGCGGGGUCGGAGAUGCCGUUCAAGACGGCUCACGGCAUGACUAUGUGGGACGCUUUGUGCCAUGAUCCACAAUUCAAUGAGGUCUUCAACACUGCGAUGGCAUCCGAUAGCCAACUUGUGUUGAACUUUGUUGUUACCACCCGAGGCGAUGUGUUCGAUGGCAUAAGCUCGUUGGUCGACGUCGGUGGAGGGACCGGCAGCGCGGCAAGGGUCAUUGCUGAGGCUUUCCCUCAUGUCAAGUGCUCGGUGUUGGACCUCCCGAACGUGAUCAGUAGCAUCCAGCCGGUUGAUGGCGUGGUUGAGUAUAUUGCAGGUGAUAUGAUGGAUUCCAUCCCACCAACUGAUGCCGUUCUGCUUAAGUAUGUGUUGCAUGACUGGAAUGACGACGAAUGCGUGAAGAUCCUAACUCAAUGCAAGAAGGCUAUUUGUUCUCGAAACCCAGCCAGCGGAAAGGUAAUAAUCAUAGACACAAUCAUUGGAUCUCCUUCCAAGGCCAUAUUCGAAACCCAGGUCUCGGUGGAUUUGAUUAUGAUGGUGCUAACGUCGGGCAAGGAGCGUGAAGAGCACGAGUGGCACAAGAUAUUCAUGGAUGCAGGGUUUGGCCACUACAAGGCAAAGCCUGUUAUGGGGUUUCUAUCCAUCAUUGAGUUGUAUCUGUAGCUGGAAAAUAACAACACAUACUCGUAUUAGCUGGAACAUGUGUUCUUCAACUUCCAGUACAGUCUAUGUUGCAAAGUAAUUUGUGUGUACUUCCAUUCUAUGUUGCAAAGUAAUAUCAUUGUGUUGUUCCA
Messenger RNA from Phragmites australis (common reed), 1359 nucleotides. Its product is annotated as 5-pentadecatrienyl resorcinol O-methyltransferase-like. The record is from RefSeq and is a predicted model, not a curated record. Bases 113 to 1228 code for a protein of 371 amino acids. Gene Ontology annotation, biological process: methylation. The transcript is spliced from 2 exons. Lineage: Eukaryota; Viridiplantae; Streptophyta; Magnoliopsida; Poales; Poaceae. Gene Ontology annotation, molecular function: protein dimerization activity; S-adenosylmethionine-dependent methyltransferase activity; O-methyltransferase activity.